This is a messenger RNA of Linum tenue, 3455 nucleotides long. Lineage: Eukaryota; Viridiplantae; Streptophyta; Magnoliopsida; Malpighiales; Linaceae. The record is from the annotation of a GenBank genome assembly.
ACAGGCUCCCUACAAAAAAUUCUAAACCACCAAAAACCAAACCCCCGCCCCCAACCUCAAAGCCGAAAUCUUUUCUUUCCCUCUCACCCUCUUUACUUCCAACGAACGGCUACGCUCUCUCUCACUCCCCUUUCCUUUCCUCUUCUCUUCUCCUCUUCCACUCUCACACUUUCCACUUACUUCCCAUUGACGCCAUCCCUCCGAUCGCCUUCCCCGCAGCGGGUCAGUCGAGACCCGCCCCGAGGUCCCAUGACCGAGUCCCCAUCGUCCGAACCAGAACCGCCGUCACCGAAGCCCCGCGCCGCCGCCGGCAACGGAAUGAGACUCGUCGUCCCUCUCCAGGGUGUCGUCCAGGGCAGGGGAGGGCUCAUCCUGGGUUCCCUCAUCCCUUGCGCUCUCUUCUACUUCCUCCAGCUGUACCUCAAGCGCCACCGCUCGCCCAAGCCGCCGGCGUCCUCCUCGAACCCUCCGUCCCCGUCCUCUUCGUCCCCGAACCUCGGGGAUUUGGCGCGGACCUCAUCGCGCUCCAAUUUGCUAGGGCGCGGGUCGAUUGUGCCCGUCCGGUUGUCUUCUCGCGGGAUGGCGAUUGCCAAACCCAAUGACUCGCCGUACUAUGUCGGGUUGGAUAAGGUCGCCGGGGAUCGGUUUCAUCGGGUGGAUAAUCCGGAGGGGAUUAUUCAGCUUGGAUUGUCCGAGAAUACGUUGUGUUUCGAUUUGAUUGAGAGAUGGAUGAAGGAGAAUUUGAUGGACUCGCUGAUGGGUGGCGAUGGUGCUGAAUUGAGUAUCAAUGGCAUGGCCACUUACCAACCAUUUGAUGGGUUGAUGGAGCUGAAAGUGGCUAUGGCAGAUUUCAUGUCUCGGGUAAUGGGGAAAGGGGUUUCAUUUAAUCCAUCACAAAUGGUAUUGAUGGCUGGUGCAACUCCAGCUAUCGAAAUACUAACCUUCUGCUUGGCCGACCAUGGAAAUGCAUUUCUAAUCCCCACCCCGUACUAUCCUGGAUUUGACAGGGAUAUCAAAUUUAGAACAGGAGUGGAGUUAAUACCAGUCCACUGCCGCAGCACAGAUAACUUCAUGUUGACCGUCACUGCUCUCGAUCAAGCUUACAACCAGGCAAGGAAACGGGGUCUGAAAGUUCGAGGAAUCUUAUUUUCCAACCCUUCAAACCCUGUUGGCAAUAUACUGUCCCGAGAGACGCUCUAUGAGUUACUGGACUUUGCACAGGAGAAGAAUAUUCACAUUAUAUCGGAUGAAAUAUUUGCUGGGUCUCUCUAUGGAACAGCAGAGGAAUUUGUGAGCGUUGCAGAAAUUAUUGAAGGAGAAGAAUUUGAUAAGAGCAGGGUUCAUAUUAUAUAUGGCCUGUCAAAGGACCUAUCUCUUCCAGGAUUCAGGGUUGGGGUUGUCUAUUCCUACAAUGAAAAUGUCCUGGCUGCUGCAAAAAGGCUUACUAGGUUCUCUUCCAUUUCUGCUCCAACUCAGAGGCUCCUGAUCUCAAUGCUUUCGGAUGCCAAGUUUAUCGAGGAAUAUAUCGAAACCAAUAGAAAGAGGAUCCGGCGGAUGUAUGACCUAUUUGUUGGUGGUCUUGACCAGUUAGGAAUCCGGUGUGCAAAGAGCAGUGGAGGGUUAUACUGCUGGGCUGAUAUGAGUGUUCUGAUAGCUUUGUAUAGUGAGAAGGGGGAACUUGAACUAUGGGAUAAGCUGUUGAAUGUUGGUAAAGUCAAUGUAACUCCUGGUUCAGCCUGCCAUUGCAUAGAACCUGGAUGGUUCAGGUGUUGUUUUACAGCUUUAGCUGAAGAAGAUGUUCCUCUUGUCAUGGAACGGAUUGGGAAAGUUGCUGAAAUGUGUAAAUCUGGUCAUUGAAAUAGGAUCAAUUUUGCCUAAUACAAAUCUUUUUGCGUUUUUUGCUCUUUAUGGGACCCAACCUUCAAGAUCUUUCGUAGAAUCAUCCAAGGGUAUAACAGAUCAAAGUUUACAACAAAUUUCUACUUGGAAUAGCAGGGCUUAUGACUUGCUUCAGGAAGUAGCAUACUCCUGAAAGUUGUAUCUUCUUUGCAUGCUUUUACAGGAAUUGGAGAAUUCACUAGCAGUAUGAAAUAUUGAAACUGAAACUUAACUGACAGCACAACAGUGGGAUUGCUUAGAAAGUUCACACAGAUAAUUGAAUGCAGGCUUCUUAGGAGCAAGAAACCAGAACUACAGGAGGGCCAGUCUUGUAUGGUGCAUCUUCUUCUGCAGCCUAUCUAUCAUCUUAAUGCCGGUUCCAAAGACACAGCAUUUGAAAGGUUGCCCCUUCAUGAGUUCCUGCAACAUUGUUAUGUCAGGCAAGUGCACUAGGUCCUUUCAAAUCCCUAGACUAGAUUAAUUUAUCUUGAUAUUUGCUUGCGGUUGCAAGAGCAUUUGAAAUUAUAGUGGAAACGGAAGCAAGCUGAGAGAUUUACUUACCAUUGAUGGAUUCUGUAGCCUCAUUUGAUUUGCUUUCCUCUGAACGCUCCUCCUCCUGCUCAUCAUUAUCAGUUCUCCAAGUGUUGGCGGCUUCCUUACUACUAGCGCACCAUCGCUACUUCCUUGACCUACUAUAUCUCUGCCGGUGAGCUCCAGUGGAGGAGUGGAAGAACCAUUCUUCAGAUCUGUCUCCUCCUCACGAGAACCAGAAGCUGCUUUAUAUAACGGAAACAAGCAUUCCAAGAAUGAAGACCCCACAAGGCUCGACCUCCCAGUUGCAUAACUACUGGUACUGCUGUCACUUUCAUAAGCGGGCGAUGCCGGCCUUUCCCACUGCUCAUCCAUCGAGAAAGCACUGUCGAUGACCGGAACAGCAGCAGAAACUGCCGCUGAUGACAUCAGGCAAUUCCCAAACAGAGAUGACGGUGAUCUCUGGUACCAGUCAUCGUCGUCAUCAUCAUCAACAUUCUUAGUAUCUGCUUCUGAGUACAUCAGAGCUGGUGGUAAAGGAAGCACCUUUACUUGCGAAGCAAGUUUCCCCUCGUCGUCGAGUGAUGAUGGCUGCGAGAAACGGGACAGUGGAGUCCCGGGCCUUUCUUCCCAUUUAAAGGGAACUGAAGCGAUGAGCUUGACUGGAGGCAAUGAUGGAAGCGGUGUGACCACAUGAGGAGCAACCUCAGGCUUCCAACCCUUCUUGGCUAUCCCUGGCCUAUCUUCCCAGAGAAAUGGAACUGAAGGUGGCUCCCUGAUAUGCCUUCUCCUCGAAGUCUCUAUUCCCUCUUUCGAUUCCAUUUUUCAGGAUGUAAUGGCAGCUCAAUUCAUUGUGGUCUGCAACUGUGUUUCUUCUUCCAGUUUUAUAGAGUCGCCAUUAGUGGGGUUAGGCAGUCUUCCAAAAUGUACCAAGUGUGUGCUUGUUUAACUGAACCAUCUUUCUGGUACUGAGUUUCAGCUUACCUGCUCUUUUUGUGAAGUUGGUGAGUCAACGUUAUGAUGGCAGCGUGGAAGACUAGUUCUUA